Amblyraja radiata (thorny skate) is the source of this 504-nucleotide messenger RNA. RefSeq names its product zinc finger protein 239-like. The coding region runs from base 1 to 504 and encodes 167 amino acids. The transcript has 3 exons. Gene Ontology annotation, cellular component: nucleus. The record is from RefSeq and is a predicted model, not a curated record. Gene Ontology annotation, biological process: regulation of transcription by RNA polymerase II. Gene Ontology annotation, molecular function: RNA polymerase II transcription regulatory region sequence-specific DNA binding; DNA-binding transcription factor activity, RNA polymerase II-specific. NCBI's taxonomy places the organism in Eukaryota, Metazoa, Chordata, Chondrichthyes, Rajiformes, Rajidae.
AUGGAGGACCACAUGACAUGGCACAACGAGGAGAAGCGUUACGAGUGCAACGUGUGUGGCAAUGCCUGGCUGUGCCCGAGCCAGCUUGAGAUCCACCGGAGGGUGCACACGGUUGACGAGCCCUAUGACUGCUCCACUUGUGGCAAGAGCUUCACCCAGUUGUCAGGCUUCAAGUCAUCCAAGCAACUGAAGGUUCACAGGUGCGUGCACACCGGGGAUCGGCUCUACACCUGCAGCGACUGCGGCAAGGGCUUCGCCCAGUCCUGCAACAUUGUGGAGCAUCAACGCACACAUGCCAGCGAGCGGCCCUGCACCUGCUCCGACUGCGGCAAAGGCUUCAAUACGUCCAGGAUCCUGAAGCUGGUGCACACCGGCGAUGGUUCCUUCGGCUGCUCCGACAGCGGCAAGGACUUCAAGAGGGCACAGGACCUGAAGAUCUACCGGCAACUGCACACGGGCGAGUGGCUCUUCAGCUGCUCCACCUGCGGCAAAAGCUUUGCCUGA